AUGCUCGCACCAGAACCCACUGAGCCGGCCUCGAAUUGGGAAUUCACCCCGGUGCUUGACCUUCUUAGGUCUCCCACCUGCAGGGACAUCUCUGAACCCGCUCAUCAUGCCGGUACCAAGGUCCCUUCGUCCUCGUACGUGGGACAGUCAAGCCAACAUGUCGCGUCUGAUGCCGCCCGGAUCCCUGAGGUCAAACGCCAACAGAGCUACCCGAAGCUGGGAGAUUUUGCCUUGAUAUGGGAUCUUCUCAGCCAGGACUCGACUUCUACCAGAAGUAUCGUGUCUGAGCAUACCACUGACGCCAUGCCCAACGUUACUCAACAGCCUCUGAACGACGAUCCCUGCGCUUUCACAAUUCUCAAACGACCCUUCCACAAUGGAUAUCCUAAAACAAAGCCUACAGAGUCUUCGGAACUUAUUCCAGCCUCGACUACGUCAAACCCUCGAGUUCCCAAAGACACGACUGACGGUUCCUCUUAUCUCUCCUCACGACCAUUCGCUGAACCAGUCGUGAUUCUAAAGCGAAAUAUAACCAGUCAUUCUUUCAAAAGUGAUGACAAGCCUUCCCAUUCAUUACCUCCACGCACUCCGCCGAGGCCGAUCGGCAGCGCCAGCCAUUCUAUGGAGUCCUCCAAAGCCAAGCUCAAGUCCAAGGCUGGAGGAAAGGAUAGCAAAUCUAAAGUCAACGUCGAGCCAAUACUCUCGGAAAGUAGUACAGGUGCCGAGUCUGACUCGAGUACUAUUAUAUUUGACCGACCCAUUUCCAAAAAGCCUGGAGUGCUUGCGUUCGUCCCGUCGCAGGUGCGCACACCCGACGCACGAGGCGAUCACGAUGGAACCCCACCUUCUUCCUACGACGAGGCCGAUUCAACAUUGAACUCAGAUGCUGUCCAAAAUAUUAUCACUACCUCCGCGGGGAUUCGUGUCCUCCCCGCUCUUUACAAAACUGCGACGGAGCGAAGAAUUGGGUUGAUGACCAAGCUCCUCAAGGACUUUCCCGAGUAUGCUCAGCUUGUGUCGCAGGUGGGACGCUCUCCAGGCUCGAUCGCAAAGAAUGUUGAGCCACGUCUCAUCCAUGUCUUUGUUGACAUGUCUAAUGUCAUGGUGGGCUUCCACGAUUCGGUAAAAGUUUCGCGGAAGAUCCCCAUCACCACCCGAAUCCGCCGCCUACACAUGUCCUUCUCCAACUUCGCUCUGAUCAUGGAACGGGGGCGUGUAGCCGCUAAGAGAGUCUUGGUCGGCUCAGACCGGCUACCGUCCAUUGAUGAAGCCGAGAAACUCGGCUACGAAGCUAACAUUUUAGACCGGGUACAUAAAGUCAAGCACACAACACCGCGCCCGUUCAAAUUUCGAAAACCCGCCGAGGUCGUAACCCGCACAGCGUCUGGACCCGAAACGGUCGGCGUCAGCGGCGAGCGAUGGGUUGAGCAAGGUGUGGACGAAAUUCUGCACCUCAAGAUGCUCGAGAGUAUCGUGGAUACGGACGAGCCGGCGACGAUCGUCCUUGCGACCGGAGACGCAGCGGCGGCUGAAUACUCCGGUGGGUUUAUGCGUAUGGUAGAGCGUGCGCUGCAGCGCGGCUGGAGUGUGGAACUCGUCAGCUUCUCGCAAGUUACUAGCUAUGCAUAUCGGAGGAAAGAGUUUCGGACGAAAUGGGGCCAGCGCUUCCGUUUGCUCGAGCUGGAUGCCUAUGUAGAGGAACUUUUUGAUUAA
Messenger RNA from Penicillium canariense, 1713 nucleotides. Its product is annotated as NYN domain-containing protein. Gene Ontology annotation, cellular component: nucleus. Bases 1 to 1713 code for a protein of 570 amino acids. Gene Ontology annotation, molecular function: guanyl-nucleotide exchange factor activity; small GTPase binding. The transcript has 2 exons. Lineage: Eukaryota; Fungi; Ascomycota; Eurotiomycetes; Eurotiales; Aspergillaceae. The record is from RefSeq and is a predicted model, not a curated record. Gene Ontology annotation, biological process: protein import into nucleus.